GUACACUGAGACCAUGCUUCAAGUCUUCGACCAGAACAAGGACGGCAAACUGCAGCUCUCUGAAAUGGCCAAGUUGUUGCCGGUGAAAGAGAAUUUCCUGUGCCGGUCGGUAUUCAAGGGAGCAGCUAAAGUAACUCGCGAAGACAUCGAACGCGUUUUCUCUCUAUAUGAUAGGGACAAUAAUGGGACCAUCGAGAACGAGGAGCUCAACGGCUUCCUCAAGGAUCUUCUCGAACUCGUGAAGAAGGAUUACGACGCGCUGGACCUGCAGGAGUUCCAGGACUCGAUCAUGCGGGGCUGCGACUUCAACAAGGACGGCAAGAUCAACAAGAAGGAACUCACGAUGAUCCUGCUCGCCCUCGCCAAGCACGGGUCAGACGUCGACGAGGCCGAUGUACAAGCCGGCAACCCGCUAGCCGAAAUCGCCAGCUUCGGGAUGAAGGCCCUGAAGAUGCAGAAGCUGAGAGUGCGUCACUUCAUGACCCGGACCCUCGGUAACCCCAACGCCACCCCGCCCUCAGGGUCCAGUUAG
Hyalella azteca is the source of this 532-nucleotide messenger RNA. Its product is annotated as calbindin-32. Lineage: Eukaryota; Metazoa; Arthropoda; Malacostraca; Amphipoda; Hyalellidae. The record is from RefSeq and is a predicted model, not a curated record. Gene Ontology annotation, molecular function: calcium ion binding. Gene Ontology annotation, biological process: regulation of long-term synaptic potentiation; regulation of presynaptic cytosolic calcium ion concentration. The transcript has 7 exons. Gene Ontology annotation, cellular component: terminal bouton; dendrite; cytosol. The coding region runs from base 14 to 532 and encodes 172 amino acids.